Molecule: messenger RNA, 843 nt
Organism: Quercus lobata
Lineage: Eukaryota; Viridiplantae; Streptophyta; Magnoliopsida; Fagales; Fagaceae
Gene: MDO1
Product: telomere-capping, CST complex subunit
Exons: 4
Coding region: 275-646 (123 amino acids)
Biological process (GO): negative regulation of telomere maintenance via telomerase
Cellular component (GO): CST complex
Molecular function (GO): single-stranded DNA binding; telomeric repeat DNA binding; telomerase inhibitor activity
Source: RefSeq, a predicted model, not a curated record
CUUGUAGCAAGGGGGUUGAUUAAAAAGGCCCAACAAACCAAGCCAACCCCAUUGUUAGGCCCAAUUCGAUCAAAUUGAUCUGUUGGCACAAUAUCUUUGGCGGGAGAGAGUAUCUAAUGAGAUCCCCAAGAUUGUUCAUAAACAAAUAAAAGAAAAGAAAAGAAAAAAGAGAGUAAUCCCAAUUAAGCGACACUCACAGAGUAAUCCCUCCCACAUCCGACCAAACUGAGACAGAGGGAGGAUUUAAUGCUUUUUUAACCAAGGGUCUGGCUUAAUGGAAUCAUCUGCCAUAAAAUCUGGGGCUUUAGUGUCACUACAAGACUUACACCAGUCUUCUCCAUUCUUCAAGCAAGGGGCAUCACUUAGAGUUACUGGAAAGUUGCAAGAGUAUUCUGUUGAGACAGCCAUAGCCAUAGUUGUUGAUGGAAAUGCCAAGCUGAAGAUCAACACUCAGCAUUUGAGGGACCUCAGCUUUCGAGUCGGUUCUAUCUACCAAUUCAUUGGUGAACUCCUUAUCCAACCUGAUGAUGAGGCAAUAUUGCAGGCACGUGUGGGUAGGAAUGUUGAUGGCAUCGAUUUAAAUCUCUAUCAUCAGUCUCUACAGCUGUUAAGACAGUUUCAAGCUGAUCACUUGAGUACAACUUAACCCAGUUUUAGUUCUGUAAAGAUACAACUGGAGAUUUCACCAAGAAAGGUAUCAUAGCAAUCUAACUAGAACCCAUAUUCAUCCUGUCAAAAGUUAGAUGGUUUAUUUUGUGUGCUAUGUUGUGAUCUGGAAGUUAAUUUUCCGUUUAAGCUGAUCUUUAAUAUUGUUCAUCAAAAUUAUGUAGAGUUUGUUUUGCU